AUAUGACUUGAUAGUACUUCAUGGAGCUGUUGGUAGGCUAUUUGUGCAAAGAGAAUAACAGUUCCUGAAAUAAGUGCAUCGGCUGCUGUAUAGUUCUGCGAAGUUACAAAAUGCCCGUGCAAUGUCCGCCAAUAUGGAAGUUUUUUCUUGUAGUUACUUCUUGUGCGGGAAUCGGAGCUAGGUACACUCCGGACUGGGACAGUCUUGAUUCGAGACCGCUGCCAACCUGGUAUGAUGAAGCCAAAGUCGGGAUUUUCGUUCAUUGGGGGGUUUUCGCGGUCCCCGGAUUCGGUAGUGAAUGGUUUUGGUGGCACUGGCAAGGCGAACCGUACGCGAACUAUGUAGAAUUCAUGAAGAAAAACUACCCUCCAGGAUUCACUUACCCAGAAUUUGCCCAUGACUUCCGCGCCCAGUUUUUCGACCCAGAUGAAUGGGCUGAACUCUUCGAGGCUUCUGGUGCAAAGUAUGUAGUUCUAACAUCCAAGCACCAUGAGGGCUUCACAACGUGGGGCUCCCCACACUCCUGGAACUGGAACUCUGUGGACACGGGGCCACACAGGAACCUGGUGGAGGACCUGGGAGUCGCCAUACGAAACCGGUCCCUACAUUAUGGCCUAUACAACUCCCUAUAUGAAUGGUUCCACCCUCUUUACCUGUCCGAUAAACAAUCAGGCUUCAAAACACAGGAGUUUGUGUCCAACAAGCUUCUACCAGAACUUCAUGACCUUGUGACCAGGUACAAGCCAGACCUGAUCUGGUCAGACGGGGAUUGGGAAGCGCCUGCCUCAUACUGGAAUUCCACACAGUUCCUGGCUUGGCUCUACAAUGACAGCCCUGUAAAGGAUACAGUGGUAACCAAUGACCGCUGGGGGGCCGGCUGCAGCUGCAAGCACGGUGGGUACUACAACUGUGAAGAUAAGUACACCCCGGGACAGCUGCCCAAGCACAAGUGGGAGAAGUGCACCUCUGUGGACACCUUCUCCUGGGGCUACCGGAGGACUAUGAGGCUGGAGGAGCUGCUGGACCUGCCCAGUAUCAUACAGGACCUGGUUCGCACUGUGGCCCUCGGGGGUAACUACCUGCUGAAUGUGGGCCCCACGGCGGAGGGGACGAUCCCGCCGGUGUUUGAGGAGCGGUUGCGGGGCCUGGGCGGCUGGCUGAAGGUUAACGGGGAGGCUGUGUAUGCCUCUCGGCCAUGGAGGGUGCAGGGGGAGAACACCACCCUGCCCGUAUGGUAUACCUCAAAGGGCUCCCAAGUUUACGCUUUCCUCCUUGCCCUACCGUCAGAAUCCUGGAUCAAGUUAGCCGCGCCAAUAGCAUCACCCAUUACAAAGGUGACGUUAUUGGGGUACACUGGACUGCUGAGCUGGAUUGAAUUGCAGCCCAGUGGACUGAUGGUCCAGCUGCCUCUUGGCCCUUUUUUUAACGGCUACGGGUGGACGCUGAGGCUCGAUGGCGUCAAGUGAGGCAACAUUUUGCUUUUCAAAUGGAAUUGUUUCACAAGUUUAACCAAUGUUACCUAGGGGAAAAAAUAAUGGAACAUAAAUUGACUUCAUCUGAUUUGUAGAUGGAUUUUAUCUUGCACUAUUUUUGUAUACAUUUUUAAAACAAAGAAAUACAAUGGAUUGUUUGAUUUACCUUGUUUUGUCUUAUUGUGUAAAAACCCAACUGCAUUUUGUCCUACACUGCAACAAGGAAGCAAAUAUUUUUAGAAACUUGACUUCUGAUGCAAACAUAAAAAAAGAGGUAUUUUUUUGCAGCUGAUGCCUCAUUUUGCAACUGUGUUUUCUUUAUGAAGCUCAGGUGAUGUUUUUUAUUCUAAAAUAAUCCGCAGAUCUCAUUCAUGUAGACAAGUAGAAAUAAAGUGGUUCCCGAACGUUCUGAUAAAGUCUUCUCUGCAUCUUUAGAAUUACCUACUACUGAGAAGAUCUGCAGAUUUAAACUUCUUUUUUUAAAUUGCAGAUGGCUAGACUGUCAAAACAUGUGGUUGAAAAAAUAAAAUAAAAAUACUUUUACUAUCUUAA
Molecule: messenger RNA, 2024 nt
Organism: Conger conger (European conger)
Lineage: Eukaryota; Metazoa; Chordata; Actinopteri; Anguilliformes; Congridae
Product: tissue alpha-L-fucosidase-like
Exons: 8
Coding region: 111-1466 (451 amino acids)
Biological process (GO): glycoside catabolic process; fucose metabolic process
Cellular component (GO): lysosome
Molecular function (GO): alpha-L-fucosidase activity
Source: RefSeq, a predicted model, not a curated record